Molecule: messenger RNA, 1401 nt
Organism: Anoplophora glabripennis (Asian longhorned beetle)
Lineage: Eukaryota; Metazoa; Arthropoda; Insecta; Coleoptera; Cerambycidae
Product: lysosomal Pro-X carboxypeptidase-like
Exons: 2
Coding region: 1-1401 (466 amino acids)
Biological process (GO): proteolysis
Molecular function (GO): dipeptidyl-peptidase activity; serine-type exopeptidase activity
Source: RefSeq, a predicted model, not a curated record
AUGAACAUUUUGUUGAUAUUUCUGGCUGUAUCCUGGCAAGUCGUAAGUUCCAAUCACCUUUUUCAAACAAAAUACAUCGACACUCCUCUGGAUCACUUCACCCUCAACACCAACAAUACCUUCAAGCUAAGAUACCUGGUGUACGGUCAGUUCCACGUCAAGGGAGGGCCCAUAUUCAUCUACACAGGCAAUGAAGGUGAUAUCAUGAUGUUCGCCCAAAAUACUGAUUUCAUCUUCGACAUCGCUCCAAUCUUCAACGCUUUAAUAGUGUUCGCCGAACACCGAUAUUAUGGGGAGUCUCUGCCAUACGGAAACCAAACUUUUUCCAGACCAGAAAACCUCGUUUACCUAACGACAGCCCAGGCACUAGCUGAUUACGUUUACCUCAUAGAAGAACUUAGAAGGAACUUCUUCAGUACGAUGAUCAGUAAGGAUACGUAUCCUUUCGUAGCUUUUGGUGGAUCUUACGGAGGUAUGCUAGCAGCUUGGUUGAGGAUGAAAUACCCAAAUUCUGUGCUAGGAGCUAUAGCAUCUUCAGCCCCUAUUUGGUUCUUCCAAGAUUUAACUCCUUGUGAAUUGUUCUACGAUACCAUAACCAGAGUGUUUGCUCAUUUUGGUACCGAUCAUUGCAACAAAACUAUCAAGGCUACCUGGGAUGUUAUACGAAAUGUGACCAAAACAAAACAAGGAAAACUAUAUCUCUCUAGUUUGUGGAAGAUCUGUAAUAAUCUUCAAACUGCUGCUGACGUCGACAAACUGAUCGAUUGGUUGAGCAACAUCUAUGUCAACCUAGCCAUGGUGAACUACCCUUACCCCACAAAUUUUCUAACUGCCCUACCAGCUUACCCAGUCAAGAUAUUUUGCGACAAGCUCAACAGCUUCAAAAUCGAAAACCAUGGUACUCUUUUGGAAGCACUGGGGGCAGCUUUAGAAGUGUAUACUAACUACACGGGCAACACCAAGUGUAACAAUAUCAACGUGACUUCGGAAGAUCUAGGAGAAUACGCUUGGGACUAUCAAGCUUGCACUGAGUUAGUGAUGCCCAUGUGUUCCACAGAAAAUGACAUGUUUGAGACCGUACCCUGGGAUUUCAAGAAGUACUCCGAAGACUGCUUUAAAAAAUUCAACGUUAACGGGUCUAGUCCUUACUGGCCAGCUCUACAAUACGGUGGAAAAAACUUGAGAUACUUUUCUAAUAUAGUAUUCAGCAAUGGUCUGAUGGAUCCCUGGUCUUGCGGAGGGGUGUUGCAGAAUGUUUCUUCUAGUGUUUGGUCUGUUAAUAUAACAGAUGGUGCGCACCACAUCGACUUGAGGGGCUCGCAUCCUGCUGAUACGAACUAUGUUACCGAAGCCAGAAAGUUUCAUAUAAGUGCUAUAAAAAAGUGGUUGAAUAUGAAUUAG